AUGUCUGCCUUCAAUCCCUUUCGCGCCAGGAACGUUGAUGGAGUUUCUACACUGGGGAACUCAUCGCCAUCGCCAUCGCCAUCCCAACCUGAAAUCAAUUUGCCCCCAGACCUGUUUACAAAGCCGCCCGCUUCACAGCUGCCCAACGGUUACCCCAGAAAGUCGGCGCUGUCACUUGAGAUCGAGGAUCACGAAUCUUCCUCUUCCUCUUCCGACGAUCAAACAGCAGACCCGUUCAAUCCCGAUUCCGCCGUCAGCGAUAAUGAAGAUGACGAGCGCAAUGACGAACAUUCGAGGAGCUUUGCUUCCCCGACCGAUCAUCACUCGCGAGAUCCUCUUGGGUCCGCUCCACACCCAGCUCCAUCCGAGGAGGGAUCGACCACAGGCCCGCCGUUGAAGACCCCUUCUACACAAGUAUCUACAACAGAAGCUGGCGGGCCAAACGCAGCACAAGGCAUUACGCCGUCACUGCCUCAGUCAGCAGUGUAUAAGUCUCCUGAGAAUGACGGUAACACAAGUUCGUCGAGUCGUGCCGACAAAGAGAAAAAGCCACCCCCGCCACCAAGGAGCCAUCAUGGCAAGCGCAUCAAUAGUUCACACUCAACCUCUCGUCCGGAGUCCUCUCGAUCCACGAAUCGGCUCUCCUUUCACGCUUCUUCACCAGAGAGCGUGACCUCUGUUCCACCCCCGGACACGCCCAACGCCAAUGCAGGGUCACCACCACCGGCGUCCGAUUAUUUCCUGACGCCUUCGGAUAACCAACAGACAUCAGGCUCUACCGACUCUCUCCAACGCAGCCACUCGCAGAGCAAGCGGCCGCCGACACCGCCUCUCAGUCGACGACAUAGCCAAAUGCGGCGAUCCAAGUCUACGCAGUCCAAUUCAAAGUCGAGCACCAGCCGAUUGACCAUGUCAUCAAUCGAUUCAGAGAGCAACGAUAGCUCGCAGCCGCCUAGCCCAGGCCCUUCGACUCGAUCAGUGACAUCGUCGAUGUCACAGGACCGCAAGCGCGUUAGUAUGCCGCCGCCAGCCCCUGGAGAUACCCGAGCUGCUGCUGCUGGUGGUGCCGCAGCUCUCCCCGCAUCCGGGACCCCGGCGGACUCAAUUUCGCCACCACCAUCAGCACCUAGUUCGCGGCCAACACCACUACAACCUGGUCGACGCACCUCAUCCUACGGAAGUCCAGCUACUGGUUCCUCCUUCGGAGCACCCCCUCCACCGCCACCCCCUCGUCGAGCACGGGAUUCAAUCCUCCGCGCCAGUGAUGGCGGGGCGGAACCCCAAGCAAGCCGGCCAGAGACCCCGCUCCCUCAACCAUCUAACGCGACCGACAUACUGGCUGAUCUUUCACGGCUACAGAAAGAGGUGGAUGACCUGCGUGGUCACUACGAAAGCCGCAAGGUCAGCCAGUAG
Molecule: messenger RNA, 1413 nt
Organism: Penicillium waksmanii
Lineage: Eukaryota; Fungi; Ascomycota; Eurotiomycetes; Eurotiales; Aspergillaceae
Exons: 2
Coding region: 1-1413 (470 amino acids)
Source: RefSeq, a predicted model, not a curated record